Girardinichthys multiradiatus is the source of this 2200-nucleotide messenger RNA. RefSeq names its product TATA box binding protein (TBP)-associated factor, RNA polymerase I, A (gene taf1a). The record is from RefSeq and is a predicted model, not a curated record. The transcript has 11 exons. NCBI's taxonomy places the organism in Eukaryota, Metazoa, Chordata, Actinopteri, Cyprinodontiformes, Goodeidae. Gene Ontology annotation, molecular function: protein binding. Gene Ontology annotation, cellular component: RNA polymerase I transcription regulator complex. The coding region runs from base 259 to 1524 and encodes 421 amino acids. Gene Ontology annotation, biological process: transcription by RNA polymerase I.
GACUUUCUAUUUUACUUCCUUAGCUGCACUGAAAACGUGGCAGUUGCAAAACAACAGUUAAAUUCACUUUAAAAAAAAUAUAUAUAAUUUCAGUAGAGUGAAGACCGAUUAGUCGCUUAGCAUAUGGCAAUAACGUAACGGUGUGUAUAAGCUAACAGCAUAAGCUAAUUAAUUAACUAUUCUCAGAAAUUACCCAAACUACAUUUACUUCUAGGAGGUCCCUGUGUCACCUAUCUGAGUCUCCCUGCAGAGCUGAUCAUGGAUGCCUUAGACGAACACUUGGACCCUCCUGUGGACCUGGGGGAUGAAAGCGACUCCUCAGACAACAGCUCUAGAAAAAGUUACAAAUCAAAGCUCCCACUUGCCAGACCUCUGUGUGUAGAGACAAAGACGGAAAGUGGCUUUCAAAAGACCUACCGAAUUUGUCUUGAGCUUAUCCGAGAAGCAAUGCUGCACCAUAGAUGGCAGGAGGCUGCACAGUACAUGGCCAGUUUCACUGAGAUAUUAGAGGACAGAAAUAAGGUCAGAGCACAGCCAAAUAAAGAGCUUGUUUGGAGAAUCAGCAUUGAGAUACUUCACCACCUUUCCAAAUCAACAGUAAAAGAUUACAACACCAUAUAUGAACGAAUGAAACACUCAGGAGUUAAACAUUAUCUGAUGAUUUGCCUGGAACAUUCUUUCCACCUGAUGCUUCAUGGUCAGAUCGAAUGUGCGAAGCAGCAGCUGUCCAUCGCUGAGAGCUGGCGACACGGGAAAGAGUCAGUUUCUCAACUUCAGCGCAUUAAACUGAUCCAGGCAUACAGGAGCUUGUUGGAUUACAUGAUCUGGUGUGACAAAAAGUCCAUGCUCUCCCAAAACAAUUCUGUUGAAUCUGACAUCCAAGGAAUGCAUACCUGCUUCAGACAUGCUUCUGUGAAUCUUCAAGAAAUUUUGAAAAACCCAGGGGUCUGGGAUCCCUUCAUUCUUAGUUAUGUUGAGAUGCUGGAGUUUUAUGAGGAUUACGAGGAGGCUCUUAAAGUCCUGAAUGACUACGUGUACGACAGCAACUUUCCUCCAAAUCCCAACGCAAACGUCUAUAUGUAUCAGUUCUUAAAGCGACACAGUGCUCCUGAGAAGAAACUGAUGAAAGUGUUGAGGAACCUCCAUGUAUUAGUGCCAAGCCAUGAGCUGAUGUUGGAGUACAGCUUCCUCCUGCUUCAGUCUGAGAAAACAAGUGAUACUCAGAAAGCUCUAGGAGUCCUGCUUGAGAUGCUUGACUUCGCCUGCUGGAGGAGCAACAUGGGCGUGUGGACGUGUUUACACACCGCCGUUCACCGACUGCUUUUACAGGAGGAAGGGGAGGUGAUUGUCCAUAAGCAGAUGGCCUUAAGGAAAGACUGGUGGCCCGCUCUGCAUUUCACAAGCUUCCAUGCAAAGAAAGACUUGGAGGAGAACGCCAAACUUCUGGAGGUGAAGGCGUCAUUGGAAAAAAUCCUUUGUCCAGGUCGACCUCUGAGGUACACCGCUGAACGGAUGCCUACCUGAGUGAGACCCGUUAUAGGAUUCUGUAUGGCAGUAAUUAAAAACCCCAGGUUGUAAUUUCUUUAGAUUUUUUGUUUUGUAUUUUUUAGUGUAAGACCUCUCACUUAUCACUCACAUUAAUAACAUAUUUAAAGGUCAAAAUUAAGAAACCUCAAGUUUAACCUAAAGUAUAAAAUCCUAAACAUUUCUCUUUCGUUUUGGGCAAAUUGUGCCCUGAACUUUUUAUCUUGCAGUAAAUAGGAAUAUCCACUAUGUGGAGCUGUUGUCCCGUUUUUCUUUGGAAGGAUUUUAAAAUCAUAUUUUGACAUAGUGGAGUUCUAAAAGUGAGUGUUUAUAUUAUCUUAUUGUGAUUUACAGAGAUUCUUUAAUGUCAGUAUUAAAUCCACACAUGACGCAGAAACAGCAGUUUCCACCCUUUCAUAUUUAUUUUUUAGCAACAUGUUUCGCACACAGUUGUGACAGUUGGUUAAAGGCUUCGAAAUAAAAUUAUUGUCUUAAAAGACUGUCAACAUGUUACUUAAAAAGAUCUCUAACAGCACUUCCUGUGCUGCUCUAGGGAAGAGAAUACUUUUUUAUUUCAUGCAUUUGUUGUCUGAAAGAAUUAUUACUUUUUGCUUUGACAUGAGUUCAUUUUUCUGUUCUUCACAUACAACCAUGCAAUAAAGUGUUUUGUUCAGCA